Messenger RNA from Effrenium voratum, 933 nucleotides. NCBI's taxonomy places the organism in Eukaryota, Dinophyceae, Suessiales, Symbiodiniaceae. The record is from the annotation of a GenBank genome assembly.
AGCGAUUCCUGAGUCGACAAACCUCGCAGGACAGAGGUGUCGUCUUCUCGCGCAAAUAUAGGAGCCAGCUCUUGCCUAUUUGAGAUCGCCAUGGCGGGCUACAUGCCGAACUUUCUGCCAAUGAAAGUCAGCAGCAGCACGGAGAAUUCUAUGGCCAUGCGCGUGGAGGCCGGUGUGCCUACCUUGAGCAUGGACUUAAAGUUCAAUGUGAAGAUCUCAGUGCCGGAGCUUCUGAGAGCGCUGAGCUCUUGGCAGGAGAUUCCUCCGCCUCGCAUGCAGGAGGCAGAGCUUCGCCAGGCGCCGACUGAGACAGAAACAGCUCUGACACCCUUCAGGAAUGCACUGAGCUACGGCGAGUACUUGGAUCAGCACAAGUGGACCAAAAUUGCCGUGAACCAACCCAUUGUCCUGAGUGACGAGCGCAGCUUUCGGGAUGCCAAGUUUGUGCCAAUUCCUUUGCCGGCCCGGGAGAGGCUGACGUAUGCAACAUACGCGAAGCGCAGAGAGGCGCAGCCACGGCCGGUGGUGAAGCCUCCGCCCAACUACCCGGCGCCGGCGCCGCCUUCCGCCAAGAGCCCUCCAAAGGCCCAGGCGAACGUCGUCAGAACGCCUCCCGACUCCGCUAGCCAGAUGGAACGCGACCAACCGCGAUCCCCGAGCUGAACUACAGGAGCUGUGGAUGAGCUUGGGCGGAAGGUGUACAGAAGGAACUAGCUGAAGGAAGCGCUGCCUGGAAGCGGCCAACGUUGGCCGAAUUUUGAAUUUCGUUUGGUGGAAAUUCAUGAGUGCUCGAACUUGCUUUUUGCUGCGAACCGUUUCCCAUUCAUCAGAAUCGGUUCUCAGUCUAUGACAUAGGGUCCUCGGGGCGCAGGGCGCCUUCAAGAACAAUGGAUGGGCCCGCCAUUGCCGGGGCCGCCAUUGCCCGCAGUCCAC